GACAAGACCUUUCCGUGGGUACCAACAUUUUUGACCCCGUGACCUUGACCUUGGAGUUUGAUCUACUUUUUGAAAACUUUAACCUUGCUAAUACCUUUUGAACAGUAAGUGAACAUUUUUGACCUUUGACCUUGGAAUUUGACGUACUUUUUGAAAACUUUAACCUUGCUAAUACCUUUUGAACAGUAAGUGAUAGAGCUUUGAUAUUUCACAUGAGUAUUCCUUGUGACAAGACCUUUCCGUGGGUACCAACAUUUUUGACCCUUGACCUUGGAAUUUGACGUACUUUUUGAAAACUUUAACCUUGCUAAUACCUUUUGAACAGUAAGUGAUGGAGCUUUGAUAUUUCACAUGAGUAUUCCUUGUUACAAGAUCUUUCCGUUGGUAUUGAACCUUUUGACCUUGACAUUUGACCUACUUUAAUUUUUUUUUUUUUACAUUUGUCAUAACUUCUAAAUGGUAAAUAUUAGAGCUUUCAUAUUGUACAUGAGCAUUUCUUUUGACAAGAUCUUUCUACUGGUACCAAGAUAUUUGCCCUUGUGACCUUGGCCUUCUUUGGAAUUGGCCAUUAUCGGGGGCAUUUGUGUUUCACAAACACAUCUUGUUGUAACAAUGUAAUUCAAAUGAGUCACCUCAGUAUGUUUAAAAGGGCCUUUGGCUGUCAUUUUGUCACCAAAAAUUGAAUUCAAUAAAAAUUGCUCUAAUUAUUUCAAACACUUUUUAAGAUUAAAUAAUUAUUGUAUUGCAAGACAAUAAUUCUUCCUGAUAUAUUUCUUUACAUUAAAAGCAGUUAUCUAACAUAGUUUUACAAAUGUAGUAGGUUUCUCUUGUUUUUGUAUAAAAUAAAUGUUUUUAUUAAUCAUUAUCAUUCCUAUGCCGUGAAGACAUUUUGAGAAAAAUUGGUUGUAAAUGAAGUAAAAUUUAUCUAUGUAUAUUAUUCAUCUUACACCAUACACACAAGUGCUUGAAUAGUAAAUCAAGGUAAACUAUGGGUGCGUUGAUAAUUCUCCCAUUGGUUGAUGUUGGUAGUGCUAGUUACUAAUGGUAAACCAUUGGUACCAAUUUGUUGAUUGUUACAUAUCUCCACAAAUGAUCUUUAUAUAUGUCCCAGUCAGUUUUGCAUUACAUCUUUUAGCUUUGAGAAAUUCUAAGUUGGUUUUGGGUGGUGGUAAAUGUCUCUUAGGUGUUAGAAAAUAAAUGUAGCCUAGUUCUUUACCAUCUUGAUGGAAUUGAUAUGAUAUUACACUGGUACUGCAUAUUCAAAGGCUGGUCUCCCCAUUUCUCUAAUAGAUGGUUUACAGCCCCACAUGUUACAACAUUUAAAGCCCACAGCUCUGUUGGCCUUGAUGAUGGUGUUACUACCAAUAAUAUGUGUAUUCCACUUUAGGUCUGAAGUUUCUAGCUGCUCAGAGACUGCAAAAAAUGAUUUUACAUGUAUAUACUAUUUUCAAAUUCAGAUUUAUACAAAGAAUCCGAAUCAUCUUCGCUAGCCAAGGGUUUACAAUCCACUCUGCUUCUCUACAACAAGAAGCGGAGUGGACCAUUGGCUAGCGAAGAUGACAAAGAACGCAAAGUAGAACAAACAAAACUUUAGAACUGGUCCCAAUGAGUUCACAAGUUGAAGUCAGAACAAGAGUUCUUGCUCUUAGUUUGGGAGGGAAAUUUUUACUGAAAUGGAUUCAGGAAUACAAACUUUGAUUUAAUUCAAUACUCAGUAUGAUGUUCUGUUUUAUGCAAAAACAUAUCUAAUCAAUAAAUUGUGUUUGUGUUGGGUAUUUUGUGGCAUUUAUAUGUCAUUUUGGUAAUUCAUACUGCCCUACUCUUAAUCAUUCAAAUGAGAAAAAUACUGAUAAAGAUUUACUGUGAUCAGUGUUAAAAUGUAUGUCUUACUAUGGUAUAGAUUUAUUUAUCAAUUACAUUUCUUGGAGAAUAUCUUGAAAAGUUUAAUCAAAAGCAAUCUGACCAAAGUACAGACCUAUAUUAUAUAUAUGAUACAAUAGUCAUAUUGCUUUGAGUACAAACAAAAAAAUUAGUUAAUUCCUAAAAACUAGAUAUAUUUUGGAAUACCCUGUAACUAUCGUGACACAACUCUUUGGUAAAUGCCUCACCGGAUGUUUUCCCCACCCCUGAAUAAAAUCCAGUACAUGUGUACAUAAUAGGAAGAUAAAACUGUAAGAGAUAUAUUCAUGCAUCAGAUUUUUUAUAAGUUUAUAAAUCUUCUUUAAAAGGGAAAUGUAGAUGUUGGUAAGAGGAUGAUAAAAUGGGCAUUUAACUUCCGUGCCUGGCAGCCAUCGAAGUCCGAGUGGAUGUUAUGUGGCCAGUGUAUUCAGAGCGAAGAAAAAGAUCGGAUUCAGAGAUUUGUCUUCAAGAAAGAUGCUAAAGCAGCAAUGGCUGGAAGGCUGCUGAUUCGUAAAGCAAUUACAGAAUGUUUAAACUUACCAUAUAAGGAAAUCAAGUUAGGAAGAACAGAAAAAGGAAAGCCUUUUCUUGUCAACCUAGUACAGGAAAGCUUCAGUUUCAAUGUGUCUCACAAUGGUGAAUUUGCUGUGUUGGCUGCCUCGAGAAAUGGAAACAUUGGCAUAGAUGUCAUGAAGUAUGAAGUCAGAUCAUCUGUACCAAAUUUUUUUCACACAAUGAGGCGCCAGUUUACAGAAUCAGAAUGGACUCAGAUACGAAAACCAACACAGGAAUGUGAACAGCUUAAAAUAUUCUACAGACUCUGGUGCCUUAAAGAAAGCUAUGUCAAAGCUUUAGGAGUAGGCAUUGGAUUUGAAGUCAGCCGACUGGAUUUUACAUUUAACACAGAAUAUUUGCAAGAAAAUGUUGUGACAACAGACACAUACCUAAAGGUUGAUGGAGUACAUCUCCCAGAGUGGACUUUUGAGGAGCAUUCUAUAAACAAUCACUGUAUUGUUGUAGCAAGGAGUCCCAAGGACACACCAGACUGUGUGGAAGAGGAUAAUCCAUGUAGUUUUGAAGUUCUAGAGUUAAAUGACUUACUUAGAAAUGCCAAACCUUCAUAUGAGCCAGAUGAAGGAUUCUGGGGAAAUUUUGAACCAAAAGAAGAGGCACCUCAGAUAGGCAGGGAAAUUAGAUCUUAGAUAUUGCUCAUAAUUUGUAAUGUGUAUUCAAUUCAUCAACACUUAGAUAUUGCUCAUAAUUUGUAAUGUGUAUUCAAUUCAUCAACACUUAGAUAUUGCUCAUAAUUUGUAAUGUGUAUUCAAUUCAUCAGCAAAUUGGUAGAAAUAUAAAUAAAAAAUAUAUGUAUUAAGUAUGGAA
Ostrea edulis (European flat oyster) is the source of this 3279-nucleotide messenger RNA. RefSeq names its product L-aminoadipate-semialdehyde dehydrogenase-phosphopantetheinyl transferase-like. NCBI's taxonomy places the organism in Eukaryota, Metazoa, Mollusca, Bivalvia, Ostreida, Ostreidae. The record is from RefSeq and is a predicted model, not a curated record. The coding region runs from base 2253 to 3101 and encodes 282 amino acids. Gene Ontology annotation, molecular function: holo-[acyl-carrier-protein] synthase activity; magnesium ion binding. Gene Ontology annotation, cellular component: cytosol. The transcript is spliced from 5 exons.